Messenger RNA from Chenopodium quinoa (quinoa), 771 nucleotides. RefSeq lists its product as uncharacterized. The record is from RefSeq and is a predicted model, not a curated record. The coding region runs from base 1 to 771 and encodes 256 amino acids. Lineage: Eukaryota; Viridiplantae; Streptophyta; Magnoliopsida; Caryophyllales; Amaranthaceae. Gene Ontology annotation, molecular function: nucleic acid binding. The transcript has a single exon.
AUGAAUGUAGAUGAGAAAAGAGCACUUGUUGACGAGAUUAUGUUGCAUAUGGAGGGGGACUCACUGCCAAGAGGCUUCUUAGCCAAUUUGGCUAGAAAACAUUCAGUGCACAAAUCAACAACAAUAAGGUGGUUCAAGGUAAUCAAACAAUCUCUAGCUGAAGGUAUUGUUGUUGAUGUUAAUACCAAAAAAUUACGCAGAACAGGACCCAAACCAAAAGUGUACACAGAUGAAUUUCUAACAUUAAUACCACUGUACAAGAGAGGGACUGAGAGAGGUUAUGUUGCAGCCCUCAAAAUACCAAAGACAUCAAUUUAUAGACUGAGGAAACAAGGCAGGCUAAGAACACACACCAGCACAAAUCAUCCAGCUCUAACAGAGAAGCACAAAGUGGCAAGACUGAAAUGGGUCCUAAGUUACAUAGAUCCCAUUCCAAUAGAAGGGGACCCAAAAUUCAGAGAUAUGCAACAGUGGAUACAUCUAGAUGAAAAAGGGUUCUUCAUUAAUCCAGAGACAAGAACUUUUUAUUUGCUGCCUACAGAGGAAGAUCCAUAUAGGGCACAACAAUCAAGGAGAUUCAAGAUAAAAGCAAUGUUCAUGGGAAUGAUUGGGAAACCCUUGUUUGAUGAGCAAAACAAUAUGGUACAUGAUGGGAAAUAUGGUCUAUUUCCUUUUGUCAAGUAUGAAAUGGCAAAAAAGAAAAGCAAAAACAGAGAUGCAGGGACUCUAGAGACAAAGGCACUUCAAAGUGUCACAAAAGCCUGUGUUUAG